This is a messenger RNA of Bombus pascuorum, 2778 nucleotides long. Its product is annotated as transmembrane protein 62-like. Bases 310 to 2295 code for a protein of 661 amino acids. The record is from RefSeq and is a predicted model, not a curated record. Gene Ontology annotation, molecular function: hydrolase activity. NCBI's taxonomy places the organism in Eukaryota, Metazoa, Arthropoda, Insecta, Hymenoptera, Apidae. The transcript has 13 exons.
AUCACUGCUAAAAUCUAUCAUGCGCAGAACAUGUCAAUUCUUUUCUUCGAUGCUCUACAAUGAUCAGAUACUUGAUUGUGAUUGUAUUGUGAUAUAUAAUUGUCAAUCAAUCACGGAAAAUUGUGAAACUAUGAAAAAUUUAAAUUCCAAAUUAUUUUCCGGUCUCGAUAAACCGUGUCAUUUCAGAUGUCAUAUGUAUCUCAAACUAUAACCUAACAUAUAGAAUUUGUAAACAUUGAAAGUACAUAGAACGUGGUCGGCUCUGAUAAGAAAAUUGUCGUGUAAAGCAUUUAAGGAAUCCCUUUAGAAAUGAAAAUAACGAAAUCCACCGUAAUCCUCUUAGUCUUUGUACUAAUGUUAUCGAUAUUUGUAGCAAAUGUUGCUGAUCUGAUCAAUGUUGAUAAUCAUAUAUUAGAUGAUACUUUGCAUAACAAGGAUAUGAAAAAAGAAUGGUCAGAGCCAAAAUUUUAUGAUAUUGGAGAAUCCUUUGAUCAGCUAAUGUGGUUUUUACAGAUAUCAGAUAUACAUAUAAGCAUAUUUCAAGAUCCAUUUAGAAUAACAGAACUGAAGGAAUUUUGUAACAUUACUGUGAGCAGUAUUAAACCUACUGUUGUUCUUGCUUCAGGUGAUCUCACAGAUGCGAAAGCCAAGGAUAAAAUGGGAUCAAAGCAAAUAUUGGAAGAAUGGAAAUAUUAUAAGCGUGUUUUAGAUGAUACUGAAGUUACCAGAAAGACUUUGUGGCUAGAUGUGAGAGGCAAUCAUGAUAAUUUCAAUGUAUUAAGUCUUGAAUCAAAAAAUAAUUAUUAUUCAAACUAUUCCAUUCAAGGACAGAAGCACCCAAGAUCUUAUAUGUAUACCAUAAAUGUUGGUUCAAAAUAUUAUACAUUUAUUGCAAUAGAUGCUUGCUUAAAACCUGGCCCAAGAAGACCAUUCAAUUUUGUUGGCAUGUUAGAUGAGCAUGAAAUUAAAAGUAUAUACAAUUUAGUAGAUAAGUCCAAGGAUAAUAAUGCAGAUUUUAUAAUAUGGUUUGGUCAUUAUCCCACAUCCUGCAUACUAUCACAAACUAAUACCAGCAUUAGAAAUAUCAUAGGCAAACAUAAAGAAAGUAUGGUAUAUCUUUGUGGACAUUAUCAUACACUUGGCGGAGCAGUGCCUAAUAUGUACACUCUACAACGAGGAGGAUUCCUUGAAUUAGAGUUAGCAGAUUGGAAAGAUAACAGAAUGUAUCGUUUAGGAGCAAUUGACCAUGGUCAAUUUUCGUUCAUUGAUGUAAAACACAAAGAAUGGCCUGUAGUACUAAUAACUAAUCCUAAACAUGCUUUGUAUACAAUGCCCAGCAAAGAGAAUAUAAUAUCUAUUAUUAAAUCUACACAUAUUAGGAUAUUAGCAUUCUCGAUAGCGUUAAUAAAGACUGUCGAGGUUCAGUUAGAUGAUGAACCUUGGUCUGAAUGUGAACAUGUUAAAGGGCCACUCUAUGUUUUGAGAUGGAACACCACAGAUUAUAGAGAGGGAAUACAUAAUAUUCGAGUAAGGGUUUCCGACAUGGAUGAGAGGGAAGCAACAGUAGUUCAACCAUUUGCUCUUGAUGGAUCACGUUUAUCAUUUCGCGUUUUACCUAGACUUAUACUUAUGUCUAACGUCAGUAAUAUCUUCCAAUUUCUUUUUGGAACAGUGUUAGUUUUAUUAGUAAUCCCAUUGUGUGUACUUCGUUUCCUUCAUAUAUUGUGUGAGAGGAAACAGAUGCAUCGACCAAGAUUCAAAAUACAAUUUUUUUACUCAUGGGUUAGAAAAUUAUGGGUAUUAUCUACAGUUGAUCGUCUGUUUUUCCCAUUAGUAUUGUAUACAUUAUAUUUAAUAGUUGGUCCAUGGGCUGUUGGUGAAGUAAUAGAAAAUCAGACGGGUGUAAUUUUUGCGUGGGGAACAUUUAUUGGAAAAUCUUUCUUACCUGGUGCUUUUACUUAUGCUUACGGAUUUUUCCAAUUAUUUUCUUUUCAUCUACCAUUGAUGCUAAUCUUAGCUAAUAGAGUGGAUAAACGGUUACAGGAUAUUAAACCAAAUGAGAAACCAUUAUCUAGUAUUUGUAUUGUCCUACAUUAUUUGCCAAUAAUAUUAUUAAUUAUGAUGCAAACGUGUAUGACUUAUUUCUUUUGGCUAGCAUAUGGGACAUUGGCUACCAUAUUGUGUCCUUUACGCACUUGGGGUAUUGUUUUAGCAAUCAUGUUGUGGCAUCAAGCAGAUACAAUGCCAUAUUCAUGUUUAAGGUCUGCUGCAAAAGUAUGGUCUCCUCUUGGUUAGUUUAUAAAAAAUAUAACUUACCAUGAAAGUGUAGCAAAUUACCAGUAUUAAUUUUACAUAGCUGGAAUAUUUUCACGUCCUCACAUACAUAUUAUGUAGUCAAUUUAUAAAAAUAUACAUUUACAUAUAUAUGUAUAUUAAGGAGGCGCCUUGACAAAAUGUAUAGAGUUGCACAUAGUAGGAAGCCCUCCUCAUUUUUUCCAACGCCUACGUAUAUGUGUAUGUAUGUCUAUUUUUAUUUACUUACUUCUUAUAUAUCAAAUUGAAAUAGGCCAUUAUAAAUUUAUUUCUUGUCCAGUAAAUGUAAACUUAAAGUCAUUAUCAUAUAGUGUAUAUCAGGAUUAGCUAUGAUACAUUUCACAAAUCUAGAUUAGUGUAAAAAAAUAAAAAUUUUAUUGCUUAUGUUAUCAAAAAAAAAAAAUUGAAAUAACUGUAAUUGUUAUUUAUAAUCGUACAUUACAAUCAAUAAGUUCCUUUAGAGAA